Molecule: messenger RNA, 2250 nt
Organism: Penaeus monodon (black tiger shrimp)
Lineage: Eukaryota; Metazoa; Arthropoda; Malacostraca; Decapoda; Penaeidae
Product: mucin-12-like
Exons: 10
Coding region: 123-1919 (598 amino acids)
Source: RefSeq, a predicted model, not a curated record
AGCAGGGUGUUUAGGCGUCAGUUGGACGGGAGAGGUCGGAAGGGGAGGUUGCUGCGCGGUCUCGUCCUCUGAAGAGUUUUCAUCUGCGAGAGGGACGAAGGGCGUGGGCUGGAGUGUCUAACAUGCGUCGCUUGCUCCUGCUGGGGGUGAUUCUCCUCCUGCAGGAAGGCAAAGGCGCCCAGGCAACGGACGCUCCGCCUGAUUCCCCUAUGUGUCUCCUGAACAUGAUGGAAUGGACAGUCAACAUGCCCAGUGAUGUGAAGACGGAAUACGGUGCCGUCUACGGGAACAACAUGAUCGCCGGUUGUCAAGGGAGCAAAGUCAUCCUCACUUGCAAGGACACCCAAUACUUUCAUUUUUCGAAGAUACACCGACCGCAAAGAGAAGUCACUCUCCAUUGUGCAUUGGGUGGUUGGCAUCUACACUAUCCCAAGCCAAGGAAUGUGGGCUUGUACAAAAACGAACCGGGGGUUUACGGAUGUGCUGAAGACUUCACGUGCUCUGCCUCAUGGAAAUUUGAAAGUGACUUGUUGGUGACCAGCGAACCAAACGUAACUGUGUCGCUUUGGAAGGAGGAGCUCGACCCGGGGGAGCAUGUUACUGCGGUUCGUGAAGGCACCGAGCUAGGCCUUAAGGGAACAAGACCGAGCAAGGUGCACAUCACGUGUCUGGACCCUAGAGCUCUGAUUUGGUUGAGCACCGGACCAACGAACGCCGUGACUUUCGACUGUAAUGGCCUGAAAGGGUGGUCGUGGAUUUACCCGCUAUGUUAUCCGGCGUGCAAAACCAAGAGUGGACAAGCGUGCCGUCUACCUUUCGUCUACAAGGACACCGAAUACCACUCGUGCACGCGCCUUAGCCUCAGAAAGGAGCCUCAGGCCCUGGCGACGUUCAGGUGCGGCCUCGUGUACAACGUGACAGACCCUGCGGACCUGCAUGUGUGUGACAUGAAUAAGGAAACCAGUACAUGUGGCAGACACAUCGACUCAACAAGGCCGCAGAGUAUACGAUGCGGAGGAGGACCCGAGUGCCUUCUGAGGCUGCACAUUCCCGACGCGUCUGCUCUGAACAUCACGCCCUUCAGGUCGCAUUUCAGCCCUAGAAUCAACGCUUCAGGAGAAGAAAUGUUUGUGCAGGGUUGUAUCUACGAACAUCUGCAUUUCGAAUGCGCCAACAGUGAAGCUUCUCUCCAGUUGUCAACGCAGUCCGAAUCCUAUUCAAGCAGGAUCAGAUCCUCCACCUUCGUUAUGGCCUGUCUCUACCGAAAUUCGAAAUGGAAAUUCAGAUUCAGCCCACACUCGCUUUCUCCUCUUCUUACUUACACGGCUCGGUGCGUGGGGCCAGCCACCAAUGGCCCGGCGGCGAAUGCGACUGGCGGGACGCGGAUCUCGACCGCCCCCGGGGGCGGUACCUCGGCCGUGUCUACGACUACCAGUUCCGGGCUUAGUACGACACGCAGGACCUCCCCGGCCACAGCCUCUACGUCGAUCAGGUCGUCUUUUACCACGACCUUCGGAACGACCAGUGUGCCUUUGACUACCGCAGCGGCUGAGACCACCACGACCAUAGAGACGACCACUACGUCUGCAACCACCACGGAUCCGACGACGACCACAGCUUCGGCAACGACAACGACCCCCGAUACGACUACGGCCUCGACGACCACGACGAUCCCCGAUACGACCACGGCCUCGACGACCCCCGAUACGACCACGGCCUCGACGACGACAACGACGCCGGAGACGUCCACGACCUCGGAACAAGUCAAUGGUAUGUACGUAAAGAGGCGCACAUUCAUAGUACACAAAUACCCGCAUGUACCUAAGCAUGUACCCCUACACACACACACGCAUACAAACAAACUCAUGAAGACACAUACACAGAAAUACACAAGCACAAGUCAUACAUACAGACAAUAACAAACAGAAAUAACUCUUUUUGGCGAUGACUUGUCGUAAGAAUGAUGAUUAUAUUAUGUUUUAUAUUUACGAUACCGCCAAUGAGCACGCAUGCCUUCACAACAUUUUCCGAUCGAAAUCAGUGCCAUAAUUUGCAAAUAUUAGUUAGUCAGUGGAUCUAAAAGUGGAUAUAUUCAUAAAAUAAAUAAAUAAAUAAAAUAAAAGUGUAUGCUAACAUUUCUAUCCCAUUUCAGGUCUUAGGUUAUUAAGCAUAAACUUGUCAUAUACAUUUCUAGCCUUUUAUAGUCGUUAACAUUAUCAUGAUAUUUUCUUUUAACAUUUAUGAUCUUGA